AUGUGGGAUUCUUUACCGCCAGUCACUGCUACUCAGGUUGGUAUGAAUAUCCCUGGCAUUGCUGAUGUGCGCAAGAUCAGUUCCAUGGGACUCUUCGAAUACAAAGCGUUGAGUUCUUUGGGAAAAGACGAAACUGGAAGUUCUGGCGUUGAAAACGGAUCUAACACUUUUUCUGGUUCGCCUCGACUUCGACCUAGUAAAAUUGAAGGAGUUGUUUUAGAUAAUCCAAGAAAUACCAUUGCGAUGAAUGGGAGACUUCGCGAGGAUAUUACACCCAAUAGGGGAGGGUCUUUGAGCCCUGCUACUUCGCCAGCAUUGCUCCAUCAUAUGGGCAGUGCGGACACUGACGCUGGGGGCGGACACCACUCAGAGCUUUCGUUUCCAAUGCUAUCGUCAAUGGAUAGCAUUGAAAUCGUACGAGCGUUCAACUCUGUCACACAGACAGUUCCCGCUCCCCGUAGAGAGACCCCGAGAGGGGUGCGCACUGGGUUAGAUGCAACUAUGAGGCCGGGUGAAGCGACCCAUCUCGGUGUUCCGCCACACACCCGGGGCACUCAUACCGGACAGAUCGACGACCCCAACCCAAUCCUAGGCCAGCGUGUACCAGGGAUGUGCCCCAUCUCUGCGUGGGAGGGCAGUUUCAGAAGGGAAUCCCAUGCCGCUCCCGCCGUGCCACCUCCCUCUGUACAUUCUGCGCCUUACCGACAGCCGCGCGUCUUAACUGACGAAGGGUUUAUCAGCCGACCCGCGAGUGAAGGUUUGCGGGCUCACACCCGUCCAACCCCUCCUUGCCCUGCCCCGACAUUGGAAUCCAAACACCCACCCAGGGCGGAGGUUCCUCUCGGUGCCCUGUCCACGAUGGCGAUGAAGGACAUGCUCCUCAUGUCUAGUCAAUAUGGUCCCUUUAGGGCCCCAACGUAUCCGGCCGGUCCAGCCUUUGAUACGGUAAGGGCAUCCACCACCACCACGACGGCUACGGCGUCGACGCAACCCACCCAUGCUGUGAGGCCUUCAAGCUCGGCGAUGCGGCGUCUUUCGCUGCAGGGACCGCCCCCUUCGUCUUUUUCUCCCCCUUCUCCAUCCAAGCGGAAUGGCAGCACGGGGCCCAGUCGAGGAAGGAGGGGACCUUGCCCUCGCGUGAGUCGGGGUUCUGCGCAGGGUUCACAUCCUCAGACCGGGCCGGGUGGCUUAGACUCCUUGCAUUUUCCCGAAACUGUGAUGAGGACGACUGUGACCACUACGGAGGCGCCGCCCACCGCGGGUGGCAGUUCCUCCCUGCAAAUCACAAGCGCCGAGGUCCGGCAAGUUUUCGAGGCGUUUUGCGCUCGCUACGAGUCCUAUCAGCAGCAUAAGAAGCGAUUCAUUGAGGCCUACCUGGGUAAGAUCGAACAAGCAGUCGACCAGUAUCUUGCACAACGUUUUAAACCAAAAAAGCUUACCGACAACGUCCUCAGUAAGGCGGGCGAGAAUAUUUUAAAGAUGGGUGCUAAACUUUUCAAGACUGCCAUGAAUGCUAAGAAGUCGGGGAGCCCGAGCAGGGGCGGUGGCUCGUCGUUUAUCACAACCCCUCAGUCUUCUGCGAACCUCAUCGGCACCGCAGGUUGCUUCGGCUGCGAUGAGGCCUCACAAAUACAGGUGCCAUCCCUCACCUCUGUAGAGGAGGGCUCGCGGGUGCCGUCGGACAGCCCACCCCCGCCUUGUUACACCCCCAAUGUCAUCUGCUCGGAAUAUUUAGACUCCCGUCCGGAUGAGGCGACACUCAAUGCAGUUCGGCAAAAUUAUCCUAUUAUUGUACACGUUAUGAAGAACGUGUUUUAUCAUCCCACAAACCAUGCUGGGGGUGUUUUGGACAAUAGAAGGGGUCUCGAACCGUCGCCCUGCACGUCUCCUCCAUUUCUUGCCCUUAGCAGCCCUGCGUCUGCUCCUCAAGGAUAUGACCUAAAGGAGCAUCAAGCUAUACACAGCAAGCUUAUCGCCCCUCUUGUCGAGUCCACCUGGAGGGAGUACCUGGCUCCGCUGGAGAUGCGCAUCCAGGAGCUGCUGCUGGUUUUGGACCAAAACGUUCUGCCGGCCUACCAACAAUAUGAAAAGUCGUCAUGUGGUGCGAGUAUGGACGCCGAUCUUCAGCACGUACUCAAGCUCCAGCAGUCGCUGGGUAACGAUUUGGAGUACGUGGUGACCAUUCGGGGAAUGGAUCAGGACUUUUUGUCGCGCAACCACGCGCUUAACAAUGGCCGCAACGAAGGGGUGGCCGACCCUGUUGAAGGGGAUAAAAAAUGCGGUCUCUCGGACUAUGUUCCCGUGCAUGGGCUUAUUUUAUCACGUCUACACCGGUUGGAGAUGGAGCAUCGGUCGGUAUUGGAGCUGUGGGCUGGCCAGAGGCCGUGCAGCACGCCGGCGUCAGCGGGGAGCAGCCCCCCUUUUAAUACCCCUCAUCCUGUGACGAACCAGGGGCCCAGUUCGCCAGCACAAGGAUCUCAUUAUCGUACCUAG
Molecule: messenger RNA, 2493 nt
Organism: Phytomonas sp. EM1
Lineage: Eukaryota; Euglenozoa; Kinetoplastea; Trypanosomatida; Trypanosomatidae
Source: the annotation of a GenBank genome assembly